This is a messenger RNA of Juglans microcarpa x Juglans regia, 1425 nucleotides long. Its product is annotated as putative anthocyanidin reductase. Gene Ontology annotation, molecular function: oxidoreductase activity, acting on the CH-OH group of donors, NAD or NADP as acceptor. Lineage: Eukaryota; Viridiplantae; Streptophyta; Magnoliopsida; Fagales; Juglandaceae. The record is from RefSeq and is a predicted model, not a curated record. The transcript is spliced from 6 exons.
GGAGGGUUUGGAAGGGAUGGCAGUGGAGGGCAAAAGAGAUCAGGGGUCUCCGCCGACGACGACAUACUGUGUUACUGGUGCAACUGGUUAUAUUGGGUCUUGGCUGGUGAAGGCCCUCCUUGAUACAGGCUACCAAGUUCAUGCCACCGUACGGGAUCCUGCAAAGUCACUAUCCCUAUUAUCCAUGUGGACGGGAAGUGAGCGAUUGAGAUUGUUCCAGGCUGAUUUGCAAGAAGAAGGGAGCUUCGAUGAGGCUGUAAAGGGCUGUGAUGGUGUGUUUCAUGUAGCUGCUCCAAUGCAGUUCAGCAUUCUUGCAAACGAGCACAUAGACACUUGUGCUCAAUCAGAUAUCAUCAACCUUGCAAUCAAAGGAACGUUGAACCUUCUCAAAGCCUGCUUAAAAUCCAAAUCUGUGAAUAGGGUUGUUUUCACAUCUUCCAUUAGUACUAUCACUGCCAAAGAUAGCACUGGAAAUUGGAGAUCUGUUGUUGAUGAGUCUUGCCAAACUCCUGUUGAUCAUGUCUGGAAUACAAAAGCAAGUGGAUGGAUUUAUGUACUUACAAAGCGUCUCACAGAAGAAGCAGCAUUUAAAUUUGCAAAAGAAAAUCAUAUUGAUCUCGUCUCAGUAAUAACAAGUACUGUUGCUGGCCCAUCACUCACUUUGGAUGUCCCCUCAAGCAUUCGAGUUCUCUUGUCUCCAAUAACAGGAGAACCUGAGACCUUUAGGAUAUUAUCUGCUGUGAAUGCAAGAAUAGGAUCGAUUGCUUUAGUUCACAUCGAAGAUAUAUGCAGUGCCCACAUAUUCCUUAUGGAGCAUGCUAAAGCAGAAGGUCGAUAUAUAUGCUGUGCCCAAAAUUGUCAAAUGUCCAAGUUUGUUGAGCAUCUAGCUGAGGAAUACCCCUGCUCUAAUAUUAGGUAGUCUGUAGAGAAAGAAGAAAACCUAGUCCCUCCUGAAAUUUCUUCCAGGAAGCUAAGAGAUCUGGGUUUCAAUUACAAACACGGCUUACAAGACAUAAUACAUGAGACAAUCACUUCUUGUUUAGAGUACGGUUUUUUACGUCCUGCAAAGUAAUGGACGAUGCUAUGUCGGUAAACUGAAUCUUUCGAUGCAAACUGGUGUAACAUUAAAAUGCGGUGGGGUAUCUGGUUGCGAACUCUUGCAAAAAUUUAGCUUAAAAAUGCUAUUUCAAAGAGCUCAUGCUUUGAAUCAUUGUUAAGAUAAAUAAAAUCCAACACAGAGCAAUUGUGGCACUCCAGAUGAAGGGUCUAAAUCAAGGAGUCGUGUGUGUACGUCUGCUGCCAAACUACCCCCAACGCAGACAUUCAAGACUGAAAAUGAUAAAAGAAUUACCAAUUAAAUUUCCUCGAUUCAGAAUUUUAUACAAAGUGUUCGGUGUUAUAAGGAGGGUGGGUUAGCGUUCUACA